Protobothrops mucrosquamatus (brown spotted pit viper) is the source of this 1768-nucleotide messenger RNA. It is a transcript of the gene NUP50, whose product is annotated as nucleoporin 50. The transcript has 8 exons. Gene Ontology annotation, cellular component: nuclear pore. Bases 98 to 1510 code for a protein of 470 amino acids. NCBI's taxonomy places the organism in Eukaryota, Metazoa, Chordata, Lepidosauria, Squamata, Viperidae. The record is from RefSeq and is a predicted model, not a curated record. Gene Ontology annotation, biological process: protein import into nucleus.
GGCAGCGCCACGGCCAGGAGGAAGCGGCCGCCACGAGCCCGACGGCGAUCUGAAACACAACUAAUUGUCACUUGCUGUGAUGCAGUAGUGCUAUAAAAUGGCUAAAAGAGUGGCAGAGAAGGAGCUGACUGACAGAAAUUGGGAUCAAGAAGAAGAAACGGAGGAGGUGGGAACUUUCUCAGUGGCCAGUGAGGAAGUUUUGAAGAACAGAUCAAUUAAGAAGGCAAAGCGUAGAAAUGUAGUGACUGAGUCAGAAGGUGGUGGAGCUUUUAAGGGAUUUAAAGGUUUCGUUUUACCUUCCGGGACUGGUGUUUUUUCUGGUUUCGGAAAUGGCCCCGGAACAAAAUCUUUUGGCGUCUUAUCCAAUGGUGGCGGCAGCUCCAGCAGCAUCACGCACAGCUCUUCGCUCCCCAGCUUAAAGACGGCUUCAGAAACAGAAUCUAUGUUUAGUUCGGUGGUCUCCAGCGCCUCAGCCAAUAGUGUUACCUUUGAGAAGACCUCUGCACGCCUGGAAGCCAAUGGCGAGAAUCCAGAGCCCUUGUCCUCGGGACUCACUCAGAGCAAAGCCUGCAACUCAGAGAGCUACCAUAAACAGUUGGCUGCCCUCAAUUGUUCUGUACGGGACUGGAUAGUCAAACACGUCAACGCCAACCCUCUCUGUGACCUGAGCCCCAUCUUCCACGACUACGAGAAAUACUUGGCGGAGAUAGAGCAACAGGGCCUGGCUGGCCACAGCAGCUCCGGAAGCAGCGGCGGCGGCGUGAAAGCCGCCGAAGCCCAGCCUCGUCCUGCCUUUGGGAGCUCGGCCCUUCCGCAGGGCUCCGGGUUUUUCUUUAACAGCAGCAAAUCGGAGGAUGCCCUCGGGAAGAAAAGAGAGCCGGAGAAGAAGAUAGAACUUAAAGCGGCGGCCGCCUCCACCGCCUUGUUCUCUUUUGACAAAAGUGACAGCUCUGAUCUGAGUUCAGGGACGGCCGGGUCUGGAUUCUCAUUUUCCCCUGGAAAAGGAGGUUUGUUCGGCAAAGAGGCAAGUCAAGCCAAGGUGGCUCCUUCCAUUUCCAAUAAUGCCUUAGACGCCCCGACUGAAAGCGGUAGCCAUGAACCAACAGGGGCUGGUGAAGAAGAGGAAGAGCCACCCAAAGUAGUUAUUAAUGAAGUGAAAGAAGAGGAUGCCUUUUACUCGAAGAAGUGCAAAGUCUUCUACAAGAAAGAUAACGAAUUCAAAGAAAAGGGAGUAGGAACGCUACAUUUAAAACCUGCCAGCAACCAGAAGACUCAGUUGUUAAUACGGGCAGAUACCAACUUAGGCAACAUAUUGCUGAACAUUUUGGUGCCUCCCAAGAUGCCAUGUUCAAGAACAGGGAAGAACAACGUUCUCAUUGUUUGUGUCCCAAACCCACCCAUAGACGAGAAGAAUGCCACAGUCCCUCUGCCAAUAUUGAUAAGGGUGAAAACAAGUGAAGAUGCAAAUGAGUUGCACAAAAUUUUGCUGGAGAAAAAAGAGGAGGUCUAAGGUUUGGUGUUUCCGACGCCACGUGGAAACACUGCCAAACUGCUGCUGGUCUUUCCCCCCCUUUGACUCUUAAGUAGUAAUUUUUUUAAACUCAUUUCUCUCAUACCUUAAGGACUGUCUUAGAAAUUCUGAAGGGCUCGAAUGAGGAAAAGAAAUUAAGGUGGCCAACAAAACCUGUAACAUUAGCAUGGAUCUUUUCUCCCUUCUAACUUGAAAUAUCUAGUGUGCAAACCAUCUGUCAAUAAAAAAACUUGUGUA